AUGUGUGAUCAGACCUUUCUCGUUAAUGUAUUUGGCUCCUGUGACAAAUGUUUCAAACAACGGGCUCUGAGACCAGUUUUCAAGAAAUCUCAACAGCUCAGCUACUGUUCAAUGUGUGCAGAAAUUAUGGCAACCGACGGGCUGCACGAGAACCAGACGCUGGCGUCGCUGAAGAGCGAGGCCGAGUGCCUCAAGGGCAAACUGGAGGAAGAGCGGGCCAAGCUGCACGACGUGGAGCUGCACCAGGUGGCCGAGCGGGUGGAAGCUCUGGGGCAGUUUGUCAUGAAGACCAGGAGGACCCUCAAAGGCCAUGGGAACAAGGUUCUCUGCAUGGACUGGUGCAAAGAUAAGAGAAGGAUCGUGAGCUCAUCCCAGGAUGGGAAGGUGAUCGUGUGGGAUUCCUUCACUACUAACAAGGAGCAUGCAGUCACCAUGCCCUGCACGUGGGUGAUGGCCUGUGCGUAUGCCCCGUCGGGAUGCGCCAUUGCAUGUGGUGGUUUGGAUAAUAAGUGUUCUGUGUAUCCACUGACGUUUGACAAAAAUGAAAACAUGGCUGCCAAAAAGAAGUCUGUCGCUAUGCACACCAACUACCUUUCGGCCUGCAGCUUCACCAACUCAGACAUGCAGAUCCUGACAGCGAGCGGCGACGGGACAUGUGCCCUGUGGGAUGUGGAGAGUGGGCAGCUGCUACAGAGCUUCCACGGCCAUGGGGCUGACGUGCUCUGCCUGGACCUGGCCCCCUCGGAGACGGGCAACACCUUCGUGUCUGGGGGAUGUGACAAGAAAGCCAUGGUGUGGGACAUGCGCUCCGGCCAGUGUGUGCAGGCCUUUGAAACACACGAAUCUGACAUCAACAGUGUCCGGUACUACCCGAGUGGAGAUGCCUUUGCUUCAGGAUCAGAUGAUGCUACGUGUCGCCUCUACGACCUCCGGGCAGACAGGGAGGUCUCCAUCUAUUCCAAAGAGAGUAUCAUAUUUGGAGCAUCCAGUGUGGACUUCUCCCUCAGUGGGCGCCUGCUCUUUGCUGGAUACAACGAUUAUACCAUCAACGUCUGGGAUGUUCUGAAGGGGUCCCGAGUCUCCAUCCUGUUUGGACAUGAAAACCGCGUUAGUACUCUCCGAGUUUCCCCUGAUGGAACUGCUUUUUGCUCAGGAUCAUGGGAUCAUACCCUAAGAGUCUGGGCUUAAUCAUCUCCUCACGAUGCACACAUGGG
This is a messenger RNA of Neomonachus schauinslandi (Hawaiian monk seal), 1214 nucleotides long. RefSeq names its product G protein subunit beta 5 (gene GNB5). NCBI's taxonomy places the organism in Eukaryota, Metazoa, Chordata, Mammalia, Carnivora, Phocidae. Gene Ontology annotation, cellular component: heterotrimeric G-protein complex; cytoplasm. The transcript has 12 exons. Gene Ontology annotation, molecular function: signaling receptor complex adaptor activity; protein binding. Gene Ontology annotation, biological process: G protein-coupled dopamine receptor signaling pathway; G protein-coupled receptor signaling pathway. The record is from RefSeq and is a predicted model, not a curated record. Bases 1 to 1188 code for a protein of 395 amino acids.